CGGAGGGCUCCGAGAAGUGCGCACGCGCACUGACCUCGGCGGGCCCUAGCAACCGGAGCAGUGACAGUAGCAACGGCCGGAAUGGCAAAAGCAACAACAAUCAAAGAAGCUCUAGCCAGAUGGGAAGAGAAAACCAGUCAAAAGCCAUCCGAAGCCAAAGAGAUAAAGCUUUAUGCUCAGAUUCCCCCUAUAGAGAAGAUGGAUGCAUCCUUGUCCACACUUGCUAAUUGCGAGAAGCUUUCACUGUCUACAAACUGCAUUGAAAAAAUUGCCAACCUCAAUGGCUUAAAAAACUUGAGGAUAUUGUCUUUAGGAAGAAACAACAUAAAGAACUUAAAUGGACUGGAAGCAGUAGGGGACACAUUAGAAGAACUGUGGAUCUCCUACAAUUUUAUUGAGAAGUUGAAAGGGAUCCAUGUAAUGAAGAAAUUGAAGAUUCUCUACAUGUCUAAUAACCUAGUGAAAGACUGGGCUGAAUUUGUGAAGCUGGCAGAAUUGCCGUGCCUGGAAGACCUGGUGUUUGUAGGCAAUCCCUUGGAAGAGAAACAUUCUGCUGAUGGGAACUGGAUUGAAGAGGCGACCAAGAGAGUCCCCAAACUGAAAAAGCUGGAUGGUACCCCAGUAAUUAAAGAGGAUGAGGAAGAAGAUAACUAACACCACGUUUUCUGCUUUGUGUUAACUUAUUUAAAUGUCAUAAGAACAAUAGAUAAGUUUUGUAUAAUUGUCUAUUUUAAAGAUCCUGUGUGGGGCAAAAGGUUCUUAAGAUAAAACAAAUCUCUCAUUGCUAUCUUUUCUUAAACCUAUUGAGUGUUUCUCCCCCCAAAACGGUAACACCAACUUCAUACAUUCUAGUACUUUUUUUAGAAACUCGAAUUUUCAACUUCUUGUCUUCAGUCCCAGUUAUGUACUACAUGGCCCCAUCUACCGAAACUUUUAUAGACCAGUCAUUUUUAACAACAAAGAACAACAAAUAUGGUUCUUUAUUCAGUUGUUUAGGGUUUGUUUGUUUGUUUUCAGACCAGGCAUUUAAAUAUAUAUACUUAACUUUUGAAUCUGUAGACCAUCUUUCCUGAAGGUCCAUGUCCUUAUGACUCAGAAGCACAAAUGUGUCAUGCCUUUGGUUCAGAAGGCAGCGCGGUGACAGAAAGAGUUCCUCUUAGAAGAAAUACAGAGCAGUCCUAGAACCAAGACUCCCAAAGUCCAAUUGGAAAAGCUAUGGUGAAAAGAGGAAAAAUUAAUAUCUUGGAGGCCUUACAGCCCAUGUUAUAUUUACUUAUUUGUUUUUCCAAAAAUGUGUGCAUUGUCAACUGGAAUUUAGGUUGUGUUUGUACACCUGGCCACUUGAGUCACUGUGCACAGUCAGUCAUGCUGUGAUCUGGGUCAGUGGUUAAAAUGACUGUCACGAUCAUUCCUUUGACCACUACUCUGGUCAUGUUACUCACAUGGGCCUGAUCUUAGGCACACUUUUUGGUUUAUAGUCCCUUAUAUGUUAUAUAAGGAAAUACAUGUAAACAGUAGUUAUAUUUGAAUUCCUAGCCUAAAUGUUGGCCAUUCAUAUAUAUCAAAAUUUUCUCUAAUAACUUUGUUCUGUGGACCCUCAUGUUGGGAGAAUUGAUUGCUAUAAAUAAGGAUAUAGAACUUAAAAGACUGCAUCUGAUACCUUUCAAUAGAUUAAAUUUAGAAUCUCAAAAUAUAUUUUUAGAACAUUUCUAAGUUAGCUCUUAAAAUGAACUAUGUAAGUGAUUGUGGAGGGAAAAGAGAAGAGAGAUUUCAUUAUGGGAUCCCAGGCAAAUGGCAAUAUUUUUGAGGAUUGCCUUCUCUAUGAAGCAUGGUAGGUGACCUAACCUCAAAAUUGCAAAGCAAUAGUUGGAUACAGAGCUUAGAAUUUGUAAGGAAAAAAAAUCUUUUUGGAAAGUGCAAGGUAUAGUCGGUAACCAGAUGAAGUCCAUAGCAGAUCAUGACUGAAUUACUGACAGAUUGCAGAAAAGAAGUCAGAGGCGCUCUGCCAAAUCGUGCCUAAAGUCCCUCAACCAGAGACUGAUUCUUAUUUCCCCAUUUACUUGUGUAAAAUCAGUCAAAAGAGGAGAGAGUCAUUUUUUUAAAGUGAUUGCAUAGUCCUGGGUUUCAGAAAACUUCAGCUAUCAUUUAAGUAGGAAUUACAUGAUUUCUCUGAGUCAUUCUGAUCUAAAGGGACCACUGCUUUGACAAUCAAUUCUAAAUACAAACAGCAAGAGGAAAAAUUAGUCCAACACUUUAUUAGCUUCCUUUUAGUUCUUCCUUAUAAUCUCAUAGGAAGAAAUCUUUACUCUGGCUUAUAUAUUCAAAGCCUUUGGGUAUUUCUUUUGUGAGCUGUAGACAAUGAGUAUUCCCUGUGGUAAUGUUUAAGUCCCCCAAACUAGGAGGGAAGAUGAUCUUCUUCACUUGUAGUUUGCACUUCAUCGAGUAGGCAAGCUUGAAGCCAUUUUACUAUUUAUGGAUAUAUUUUCAAAAGUUACUCUGGAAGUGAAUGUAAUAGGAAGGGAUGACUUCAUAUUGAAUCUGUAAAAUGGCUUACGGUGUUGGUGUGUGGUUUUCUGAAUUCUAUAAUAUAGAAACUAAUUUUUUCUGC
Leptonychotes weddellii (Weddell seal) is the source of this 2608-nucleotide messenger RNA. RefSeq names its product dynein axonemal light chain 1 (gene DNAL1). Gene Ontology annotation, molecular function: dynein heavy chain binding; alpha-tubulin binding. Lineage: Eukaryota; Metazoa; Chordata; Mammalia; Carnivora; Phocidae. The record is from RefSeq and is a predicted model, not a curated record. Gene Ontology annotation, biological process: outer dynein arm assembly. Gene Ontology annotation, cellular component: cytoplasm.